AUGAACGUGGAGAGUGAUACUACUGCUCCUGCAAUGAACAAUGGAGGAGUUGGACAAUACCCUGAAGAAGAUGAAGAGAUCGCAGCGUACGACAAGAUCAAGCACCUCCCUUACCUCCGCGCUUGCCUCGACGAGAGCCUACGCCUCCUCCCACCCUCGACCUUUGGCCUGUCUCGUCGCACGCCGCCGGAGGGAGCGCCGGUAGCAGGCGAUUUUUUUGCCGGAAACACCUCAGUGUCCAUGUCCUCGUACGUGGCGCACCGGGUCAAGACUAUUUUUCCAGACCCGGAACAGUACAAGCCCGAGAGAUGGUUGGGUCAAGCAGGCAAGGAGCUGCAGCCAUACUUUAUUGCCCUCUCUGCCGGGGCCAGGGGAUGA
This is a messenger RNA of Fonsecaea multimorphosa CBS 102226, 378 nucleotides long. RefSeq lists its product as uncharacterized. The coding region runs from base 1 to 378 and encodes 125 amino acids. Lineage: Eukaryota; Fungi; Ascomycota; Eurotiomycetes; Chaetothyriales; Herpotrichiellaceae. The transcript has 2 exons. Gene Ontology annotation, molecular function: oxidoreductase activity, acting on paired donors, with incorporation or reduction of molecular oxygen; heme binding; iron ion binding. The record is from RefSeq and is a predicted model, not a curated record.